This is a messenger RNA of Aspergillus tanneri, 999 nucleotides long. RefSeq lists its product as uncharacterized. The coding region runs from base 1 to 999 and encodes 332 amino acids. The transcript has 5 exons. The record is from RefSeq and is a predicted model, not a curated record. Lineage: Eukaryota; Fungi; Ascomycota; Eurotiomycetes; Eurotiales; Aspergillaceae.
AUGGCGACGGCUUUCCCUCCUCCCCCAACUCAGGAGAGUCAUGUCCCUCCUCCUGCACAUGCUGCAUCUAUCCCCGCUCCUCAAAGCUCUCCUGCAUUUCCACCUCCAAACUUCAGCCAUGGCCUUCUGCCGAAACAGCUGCCUGCCAGUUCACCGCCAACAGAAGUCAACGCUGCAGCGUUCACUGCAAGUGGCGAGAUCAGCAGCCCGUACGGACCAAAUUCCGUAUCCCCUCCCCCGCAGUCGCCCCCCCUGCCUAUGCAACCGCAGAGAACAUCUGCCAUGCCGGUGCAGUUCAACCCAAUCCAGAGCACGGCUAGCCAAGAUGAUGUGGGCACGUUCAAUGGCGGGAGCUACAGGAUCAGCCAUCGUGAUACCAACUCUAUCCUCACCCUGCAAUUGGCAAUGGGAUGUCCGAUAGAAGCAAAGCCAGGAGUGAUGGUUGCCAUGUCUGACAAGAUCACCCUCCGAGGAAGCGUGAAGUUCUCACUGAAGAAAAUGUUUGUGGGAGAAAUGACCUUAUCUACAUACACCGGUCCGGGGGAACUUCUACUUGCCCCUUCAACAUUGGGUGAUAUUAUUGUGCUGCGCCUCUCCGGCUCUGACUCCUGGAAGGUGGGCAAGGAUGGGUUUCUGGCUGCGACCAGUGGUAUUGGAAAAGACUACCAAAGCCAAGGCUUGACGAAGGGAGUAUUUUCAGGCGAAGGUUUCUUCGUCUACAAGAUGACCGGUACUGGUCUAGUAUGGCUUCAGAGUUUCGGUGCCAUUAUCAAAAAAGAAAUCCCCGAGGGUGAGACAUACUUCGUCGAUAAUGGCCACCUGGUUGCCUGGAAUUGUAAGUAUAAGAUCGAACGAGUCGCCUCGGGUGGUAUUAUUUCCGGCAUCAGUUCGGGUGAAGGUCUUGCAUGUCGGUUUAUGGGUCCUGGAACGGUGCUCAUCCAGACGAGAAAUGUCAGCGCCUUCGCUGCUCAUAUCGGCGCUCAUACAGCUAGUGGCUGA